This is a messenger RNA of Prorocentrum cordatum, 1275 nucleotides long. Lineage: Eukaryota; Dinophyceae; Prorocentrales; Prorocentraceae. The record is from the annotation of a GenBank genome assembly.
CCGAGCCUACGGCGCGAAGAAGGGCGCCUCUGUGCACGACGCGGCGGCGGCCGUCGCGGUCGCUCUGGAGAAGGGCGAGUUCGCCACCACGUGGGACUACUCCCUGGCGUGCGACAGGGUGCUGCCGGAGGCCGCCGUGCAGGCCAUGCGCCAGGCAGGCAUGCCGGAAGGCAUCGCGCUCAUGCUGCAGUCGCGGUGGGAGCACCAGCGCCGCUUCUUGCAGCUGGCAGGCGCCACGUAUCCGGAGGUGCAGUGCGUCGGGACAUCGUCGCCUCAGGGAGAUCCCUGGUCUCCGCUCGCCAUCACGCCCGUGCUCGCUGGCCCACUGGCUGAGGUGGCAGAGACGGAGCCUCAGGUAUGCACCACACUGUUCGUCGACGACAGGACGUGGACAGGGCCACUCGGGCCGCUCGUCAGGGCGGGCAGCAUCUGGGAUGAGUGGUCUGCAGCGCUGGGCAUGGAGGAGAACAUGCGCAAGCAGGUCUGGGCGCACUUCACCCCGGCAGGCCGGCGCGCAUUCGCCAGAUAUGGCAUCCCGGCGGAGCGGGUGCAGGACAAGCUGGAGAUCCUCGGCAUGAAGCUGCCUGGGGGCCGCCACAGAAAGCAGUGCAAGAGAGAGGUGGCUCGGAUCACCGGGGCCGAGCAGCAGCUGGCGCGCGUCGCGCUGCUGCCGCCAGAAAAGCCGAAACGCAGGCGCGCCGCGGAGGCGGGGCCGCUGGCCAAGGCACAGUAUGGCUGGCUCGUCAGCCUCCCCCGCAAGAAGGACAUGGAGAGGCUGCAGCACACGCUCCACCGCUCCAUCGGGGUGCCGGUCCAGGCUGCCACUCACCCGAAGGUGCCGCUGGGAGGGCACCGGAGCGACGUCCGCUUCCGAGCGCAGCAGGAGGCCGGCAAGGCCGCGGUGCGCGCGCUGGAGAAGCGGAUCGCCGACGUCGAUUUCACGGAACAGCUGCCGUGGCCCUCGAAGAGCGGCUGGGGUGGCGUCUUGAGCCAGCAUCCAGCUUGGACUGGUUGGACGGUGCAGUGCCCCUGGACUUGGGCGGGCACCAGGGCUGGCGCCAGCGUCUCUAAUUACGCUGCCUGGCUUCGCGGCAGCCGCCGCGACGCAGCGGAGUGCGCUGGCAUCCCGUCCGACCCCAUCAGGCAUAAGAAGGUCUUGGAUUUGGAUACGACCAACGUCGUCCCCGGCUUCUUCCGCGUGGCUACGGGCGCGACGUACUCGCCCACGGCCCUACACCAAGGGGACGCCGAUGCGGGCUUGUGCCCGUGGUGCAG